AUGUCUUCAUUUGGUUCAUACAACUUCGGGGUCGAAUUGGAGCUCAUUGCUGAGCCGAAAAGAGUACGACACCCUCUAUUGCGUGCUGUCUACUACGAAGAAUUGGCGACAUCACUGAGAUAUGAUGGCGCCGAAGCAGAAGCAGACAAGCUCAAUCAGCGAUAUCGAAAACGUCCAGAACACUACGAUAAGUGGUGGAUUACAAAGGAUGGAUCGCUAGGGGAUCCUGAGCAUCCUUGCAUUCCGCUUGAGGCUGUCUCACCUAUACUCUCCACUGAUUACACUUGGGAGAACCAGGUGGAUGUUUUCUGGAACUCAUGGGACCGUGUAUUCCAUAUGCCAGAAUCAUCUAUUGCUUGCGGAAGCCAUAUUCAUGUGUCACCAUCACCAGAGAUGGAAUUUGACCUGAACCAGCUUCGCAAUAUUGCUUUUGGUAUCGUCUACUAUGAGCCUCUGGUCAUUCGCCUGCUUCCAUACCAUCGACAGAACAACAAGUACUGCAGACCUAACACGCUACGAUCUGGACCAUUAUAUGACCUCAUGUCAAGUUUCCACGAAGAAGCAGCACUCAGAGAACUAUGGGACGCGCUCGGCGACGGCGUUGACGAAGAAGACAUCAGAGACCUUAUGCAAUCUGGCCCGGAGCCGAAGCAGGAGAGAUACGUCCUCUGGAAUUUUGACAACAUCUUCGGGGGAGGCUCCGGUAGCAUCGAAUUUCGAGGAGGCCCAGGUUUGAGAGGCCCGGUUAAGACGAAGAGGUGGAUAUCAUUUGUUGUCUCUUUCAUCCACAUGUGCACAAAUUUGGAUGUCGCAUCAUGGAGCCACUACACAAGACCAAGUAUGGACAGAUUCUGGAGAGAUUUGCGUAGGUCUGCGCAAGCUGUCAGUGUUAAAGAGAACCUUCCAUCCGACUGGAGAGUCAUGGCAGGGCUGGUAAGCGGCAAUUCUUACGAAGAGUCUGUUCUUGAUGAUUUUAGCGACUCAGGCUACGGUGAUGACUCAUCUAUCAUGGGCAAAUCUGACUCUGAAUAUUCCGACUCUGAGUAUAGCGAUGGGGAAUAUGAAGCCCUGCAGCAGGAGUUAAUCCGGGAGAGAGAACAUCGUUGCACAAUUCUCUAG
Molecule: messenger RNA, 1119 nt
Organism: Fusarium oxysporum Fo47
Lineage: Eukaryota; Fungi; Ascomycota; Sordariomycetes; Hypocreales; Nectriaceae
Product: putative amidoligase enzyme-domain-containing protein
Exons: 4
Coding region: 1-1119 (372 amino acids)
Source: RefSeq, a predicted model, not a curated record